Messenger RNA from Mesorhabditis belari, 792 nucleotides. NCBI's taxonomy places the organism in Eukaryota, Metazoa, Nematoda, Chromadorea, Rhabditida, Rhabditidae. The record is from the annotation of a GenBank genome assembly.
AUGAGAAGUCCAUGCAUUACCUGGCUAGCCAUUCAACUCGCUCUCCUUCCCUACACCACCAAGUUUAUCCGAUUAAAGCGAUAUUUUGUGCUCAGUCGUGUUCAUUAUGAUGAUCGACAAAAGCGUGAAGAGAUUUCUUUACCGAUAAAUCCGGGCACUGAACGGGUACGAGCCCGGUUUACAAAGUUGGCUGAAGUUGAUCGCCCACUCGUGCACGGGGUUCUCGUCUCACCAUCACCUGUAGUUUGGGAGGCUCAAAACCCGUCCCUUGUCCCUUUAAAGCAAAGAGUGUACAUCCCUGGAAGAGUGCCAACGAGGAUUCCAGUUGACUUUUUCUCUAGGGAGCCUUCUCCCCCGAAAAUCCCCACCACUGCACGAGUUCAUUCUAUGGUUCAAAUUCGAUCACGACAAGCAAAUAUUUAUGGGAUUAGCCGCCGGAGAAGCGUUGUAGAAGAGGGAGAAUUGCAGACACGUGCAAGCACACAACAACCUCUCACUGUGAAGAAACGAGGAGAAGGAUGGAGAAAUGGGAGAGUGAAUAGAGGGAAUUUCAUGAGAAACAAGAGAACACAACAGGUUAAAGUCGGCUACAUUCCUGUGCGCAGACUUCGACCAGUAAAUCGUCGUGAGGCCCGUAUCGGUGUCGAGAAACGAUUCCAUUUUGAGGACGGCAUUGAGGAAUCCACACCAACUCGAUGUCUUAAAUGCUAUGUUUUCUGGACUCAACGCUCAAACACGAUCCCCCGCUCGUCAAUCUACAAUGUUUGUUGUGGACGAGAGGAGGCGAUUCCA